AUGGGCGCCUCAAUGUCUAUUUCGAGCCUCUUUGGCAAACUCUUCGGGUCCAAGGAGGUGCGCAUUCUGAUGCUCGGCCUUGACGCUGCCGGCAAGACCACCAUCCUCUACAAGCUCAAGCUCAACCAGACCAUGACAACCAUUCCGACCGUCGGGUUCAACGUCGAGGCUUUUACAUACAAGAACAUCAAGUUCAACAUGUGGGACGUCGGUGGUCAGGAUAAGAUUCGUCCAUUAUGGAGGCAUUACUACAGCGACGUCAAGACGGAACUGCAUCGCAUUCUCAACGAUCUGGAAAUGUCCGACUGCCUCUUGCUGGUGUUCGCGAACAAGCAAGAUCUCAAGGGCGCAAUGGACUGCCAAACAAUCACCACAAAGCUCGAACUCUCCAAGCUCGGAGAGCGACCGUGGUUCGUCCAGCCCGCCAUCGCUACAGAGGGCGAGGGCCUGACCGAGGGUUUCGGUUGGCUUUCGGAGAACAUCAAGAAGACGCCCAAGUACAGCGGGAAAUGA
Messenger RNA from Chaetomium globosum CBS 148.51, 513 nucleotides. RefSeq lists its product as uncharacterized. Bases 1 to 513 code for a protein of 170 amino acids. The transcript has 3 exons. Lineage: Eukaryota; Fungi; Ascomycota; Sordariomycetes; Sordariales; Chaetomiaceae. Gene Ontology annotation, biological process: intracellular protein transport; vesicle-mediated transport. Gene Ontology annotation, cellular component: cytoplasm. The record is from RefSeq and is a predicted model, not a curated record. Gene Ontology annotation, molecular function: GTPase activity; GTP binding.